Cyclopterus lumpus (lumpfish) is the source of this 1863-nucleotide messenger RNA. RefSeq names its product tubulin, beta 5 (gene tubb5). The transcript has 5 exons. The record is from RefSeq and is a predicted model, not a curated record. Gene Ontology annotation, molecular function: structural constituent of cytoskeleton; GTPase activity; GTP binding. Bases 65 to 1399 code for a protein of 444 amino acids. NCBI's taxonomy places the organism in Eukaryota, Metazoa, Chordata, Actinopteri, Perciformes, Cyclopteridae. Gene Ontology annotation, biological process: microtubule cytoskeleton organization; mitotic cell cycle. Gene Ontology annotation, cellular component: cytoplasm; microtubule.
GGUCCGCUCCUCGGCGCCACGAAGUGACUUGUCCGCACGUCGUUGUACAACUUCUGCAUCCACUAUGAGGGAAAUCGUUCACAUCCAGGCGGGCCAGUGCGGGAACCAGAUUGGUGCCAAGUUCUGGGAAGUCAUCAGCGAUGAGCAUGGCAUCGAUACCACGGGGACUUACCACGGAGACAGUGACCUGCAGCUGGACAGGAUCAGUGUCUACUACAAUGAAGCCACUGGAGGCAAAUAUGUGCCUCGAGCCAUACUGGUGGAUUUGGAGCCUGGCACCAUGGACUCUGUGAGGUCUGGACCCUUUGGGCAGAUCUUCAGACCUGACAAUUUUGUGUUUGGUCAGAGCGGUGCUGGAAACAACUGGGCCAAGGGUCACUACACAGAGGGAGCUGAGUUGGUGGACUCAGUCCUAGAUGUGGUCCGCAAAGAGUCAGAGAGCUGUGACUGCCUGCAGGGUUUCCAGCUCACCCACUCUCUUGGUGGAGGAACUGGGUCCGGCAUGGGAACCCUGCUCAUUAGCAAGAUCCGCGAGGAGUACCCCGACCGUAUCAUGAACACCUUCAGUGUGGUGCCCUCCCCCAAGGUGUCGGACACAGUGGUUGAGCCCUACAAUGCCACCCUCUCCGUGCACCAGCUUGUAGAGAACACAGAUGAAACCUACUGCAUUGACAAUGAGGCCCUGUACGACAUCUGCUUCCGCACUCUGAAACUGACCACACCCACCUACGGAGACCUUAACCACCUGGUGUCUGCCACCAUGAGUGGGGUCACCACCUGCCUGCGCUUUCCCGGUCAGCUCAAUGCCGAUCUUCGCAAACUGGCGGUCAACAUGGUGCCUUUCCCCCGUUUGCACUUCUUCAUGCCUGGCUUCGCCCCCCUCACCAGCAGAGGCAGCCAGCAGUACAGAGCCCUCACAGUUCCCGAGCUCACCCAGCAGGUGUUCGAUGCCAAGAACAUGAUGGCUGCAUGCGACCCGCGUCACGGCCGCUAUCUGACCGUUGCCGCCGUGUUCCGUGGGCGCAUGUCCAUGAAGGAAGUCGACGAGCAGAUGCUGAACGUCCAGAACAAGAACAGCAGUUACUUCGUCGAAUGGAUCCCCAACAACGUGAAGACCGCCGUGUGUGACAUUCCACCCCGUGGCCUCAAGAUGGCCGUCACUUUCAUUGGCAACAGCACAGCCAUCCAGGAGCUGUUCAAGCGUAUUUCAGAGCAGUUCACAGCCAUGUUCCGCCGUAAGGCCUUCUUGCAUUGGUACACAGGUGAAGGUAUGGAUGAGAUGGAGUUCACUGAAGCUGAGAGCAACAUGAAUGAUCUGGUGUCUGAGUAUCAGCAGUACCAGGAUGCCACUGCUGAGGAAGAGGGUGAAUUUGAGGAAGAGGCUGAUGAUGACGCUUGAAGAUAAAAAUGGGAAAGUCGAGACAUCAAUGCCAAAAUGAAAAACAUAUUUUAUAAAAACAACCACUUAGUAACCCAGGAACCAACAUAGUGUCUGAAACAUUUCUAGAAUUAAACUUUAGCAUAGAUAUCCAUUGUGAUUCACUGCAAAUAAAGUUGUCAAAUGAAAAUGUGACUUUCAUUAAUGCAUUCAAUUUUUCUUAUUUGUCUGAUAAUACAUCAACUACAACUCAGUCACCAUAUCUCAAUCACAUUUCAAAACAGUGCAAAGGAUUGCAUAUUGAGGGCGAUUUCCAGAGAUGCAUGAAUGUUAAUUCUGUUGAGGUCAGCAGUUUCUGCAGUAGUUGAUGGGCUGCAGAUAUAAAAAGAAAUGCUGCAACAUGUAAUUGUGUCAUGCAUGGAUAAGAAGGUUUACAUGUAAUGUCUGUUACAUGAGCAUUUAAUCAUAAAACUGUUUGCAAUAUG